This is a messenger RNA of Fonsecaea multimorphosa CBS 102226, 960 nucleotides long. RefSeq lists its product as uncharacterized. The coding region runs from base 1 to 960 and encodes 319 amino acids. The transcript is spliced from 3 exons. NCBI's taxonomy places the organism in Eukaryota, Fungi, Ascomycota, Eurotiomycetes, Chaetothyriales, Herpotrichiellaceae. Gene Ontology annotation, molecular function: actin filament binding; structural constituent of cytoskeleton. Gene Ontology annotation, biological process: actin filament polymerization; Arp2/3 complex-mediated actin nucleation. Gene Ontology annotation, cellular component: Arp2/3 protein complex; actin cytoskeleton. The record is from RefSeq and is a predicted model, not a curated record.
AUGCUCCUCCUCGACUACCAGAAUGUCCUCAUCCAAUCCCUCCUGACCGAGCGCUUCUCAGGCGUCCCUCCCACAUCGAUUGACCAGGUCGUCUCGGACUUUGACGGGGUGACGUUCCACAUCUCGACGCCUUCGAGCAAAACGCAGAUCCUCAUCUCCCUGUCCAUCAAAUGCUACCGCGAGCUGCUGCAGUAUGGCGCCGAGCAGGUCCUGCAGCGAGAGUACGGCAACUACAUCACAAACACCGAGGCGGGCUACGACUUUAGCAUUCUGGUGGACCUGGAGAACCUGCCACCCACGGCGGAAGAGAAGGAAGAGCUGGUGCGGCGGAUCAGCCUGCUCAAGAGGAACGUCAUGGCCGCGCCGUUCGAGAAGGCCUUUGACGAGUUCGCCGGUCUGGCUGAAGAAGCGAGCAAAUACACCUCUGAAUCCGCGCCGCAGGGCGUCAAGGAAGGCGGCGACGUGAUGGCCAUCCAUUACCGCGAGGAAGAAGCCAUCUACAUCAAGGCGAGCCAUGAUCGCGUCACGGUCAUAUUCUCGACCAUGUUCACGGACGCCGUGGAUCGCAUCUUUGCAAAGGUCUUUUUGCAGGAGUUUGUCGAUGCCAGGCGGAGAGCCAUCCAGAAUGCGCCUCAGGUGCUCUUCCGCAGCGAUCCGCCGUUGGAGUUGCAGGGUCUGAGGGGCGUUGGGAAGACGGGCGAAAAGGGUGAAAUGGGCUUCAUAACAUUCGUGCUGUUCCCUCGACACCUCACCCGCCAGCGACGGGACGAGGUCAUCUCCCACAUCCAGACCUUCCGCGACUAUUUCCACUACCACAUCAAAGCCUCCAAGGCGUACAUCCACUCGAGAAUGAGACGUCGGACCGCGGAUUUCUUGCAGGUUCUCAAUCGUGCCAGACCGGAAGCCGAAGAACGCGAGAGGAAGACGGCAAGUGGUCGGACUUUCAGGGUGCAAGGCUAA